GCUCGUACAAAUUAUUUAAACGUUACAACAAAAUUCACAUUUAAACGUUUAGCCGACACAUUACAAAUUUUAGUGAAGAAACCAUAAAUGUUUAGCUAAUUAUAAUUACCGAAACAAAAUUCAAGUGUAUUAUAUAAAGACGCAUAUAUAUAACCUAUAUAUGCAUAUAUACUUAUUAUCUUUUAGAUCAUGAACACCACGGAUACAUAUGUGAGCUGGCCUUGCAGACUGAAGAUCGGCGCCAAAAGCAAGAAGGAUCCACAUGUGCGGAUUGUGGGCAAGGUGGAGCAGGUUCAACGUGCCAAGGAUCAUAUUCUGGGCAGUCUUGACUCCAGGGGCACUCGCGUCAUUAUGAAAAUGGAUGUUAGCUAUACGGAUCACUCGUAUAUCAUUGGACGCGGCGGCAACAAUAUUAAACGCAUCAUGGACGACACGCACACGCACAUACAUUUCCCGGACUCGAAUCGUUCGAAUCCAACGGAAAAAUCAAAUCAGGUGUCGCUGUGCGGCAGCCUGGACGGCGUGGAACGUGCCCGUGCUCUGGUGAGACUAUCGACGCCGCUGCUCAUCUCCUUUGAGAUGCCAGUUAUGGGGCCGGGCAAGCCGCAGCCGGAUCAUGAGACGCCAUACAUCAAAAUGAUUGAGAGCAAAUUCAAUGUGCAGGUCAUAUUCUCAUCGCGUCCCAAGCUGCAUACAUCUCUGGUGCUGGUCAAGGGCUCCGAGAAGGAGUCUGCGCAGGUGCGCGAUGCCACCCAGCUGCUGAUCAAUUUCGCUUUUGAGAGCAUUGCGAGCCAAAUUCUUGUGAAUGUGCAAAUGGAAAUAUCGCCGCAACAUCAUGAGAUUGUCAAGGGCAAGAACAAUGUAAAUCUACUGAGCAUCAUGGACCGCACACAGACCAAAAUCAUUUUUCCUGAUCUGACUGAUAUGAAUGUUAAGCCGCUGAAGAAAUCACAGGUGACAAUCAGCGGACGCAUCGACGAUGUCUAUAGGGCGCGACAACAGUUGCUCGGCAAUAUGCCUGUUGCAUUGAUAUUUGACUUUCCGGACAAUCAGACCGAUGCAUCCGAAAUAAUGGGACUCAAUCUCAAAUAUGGUGUCUAUAUAACGCUGCGCCAGAAGCAGCGGCAGAGCACCUUAGCGAUCGUCAUCAAGGGCAUUGAGAAAUUUAUCGACAAAAUCUAUGAGGCACGCCAGGAGAUACUACAUCUGACAACGCCCGUCAUCAAGCCGGAGAUACCCGAUCAUUAUUAUAUGCCCAAGGACAAGGAUGUGAGUCUGGCGUAUCGUUCACAGUUGACGGCUCUGCUUGCGGGUUACCCGGAUAGUCCGAAGACGCCCUCGUUGUUGCCCCCAACAAUGGGUGGCCAGUUGACGCCGUAUGGCAAUAAGGCUCACAUGCUGCUAGCUGCUAAUGUGGGCGUUGGCCUGGUCACGCCCACGGGCAUAUGUGCGCCCACGCAGAAGUACAUGCAGCUGCAUAAUAGUAGCUAUCAGCCCAACAACAACAACAACAUCAGCAACAAUAGCAACAUCAACAACAACAACAACAUCAACAACAACAACAACAACAACUAUCUGCAAGUGCCCGGCAGCGGUCUGCUAAAACCGCCACCCGCUCCGAUGCCUUCAACGAACGUUGGCCCACCGCCCACAGUGGGCGUGAAUCUGUCACCACGGAACAGUUGCAGCCAAAACACCAGCGGCUAUCAGAGCUUCAGCAGCAGCACCACCUCACUGGAGCAAUCGUAUCCACCCUAUGCCCAAGUACAGGCGGCCGUAUCAUCAACCUCCUCCUCAUCGGCGAGCGCCAAUCGUGCACACUAUUCGCCGGACUCGACAUACAGCAGCGAGGCGGGCAGCAUUGCGGGCGCCGCCGCCCGACUGGGCCGGCGCCUCAGCGAUGGAGUGCUGUUGGGUCUGGGCAAUGCCACGGGCGGGGGGGCACAUCUGUUGCCCGGCAGCGCCGAAAGCUAUCGCAAUCUGCACUAUGACCUGGCAGCAGCAGCAGCUGGCAAGCAGCAGCUGCAGCAACAGCAGCAGCAACAGCAGCAGCAACAGCAGCAGCAACGCGCAUUCGAUUUUGAUAUGAAACGUGCGCUUGGCUUUAAGGCCAUGGAACGGACUCCGGUGGCCGGUGAGCUACGCACCCCAACACCGGCCUGGCUGGGCAUGGGCUUAAGUCGGACCUCGCCGGCUCCGAUCGAGACGGUCGAUGAUGGCAUUGGCAAUGCUAGCAAUGGCUGGCGCAUGCCGCCCCCACCGCCGGGCUUGGGCUCACCCUAUGGACUGAGCGCGACAACGGGCCUGCUGGAUGCAACGCCCGUCAGUCGGCGCAUGCAACUCUCACAACACAAAGAUAUACAUACCCUACUGACAAGCCUCGGCCUGGAGCAUUACAUAAAAAUUUUCGUGCUGAACGAAAUCGACUUGGAAAUGUUCUCGACCCUGACCGAGGAGAAUCUCAUGGAGCUGGGCAUCACCGCGUUUGGAGCUCGCAAGAAGCUGCUGGCGGCCAUUCAUACGCUUCUGGCCAACGAAGCCGCCUGCAGUAGUAUGCCCAGCAGCAGCUCCUCGCAGAGCUCCUCGCCGCGAUUCUCCGGCAGCGCUGCGCCCGGAGCUGAGCGUCGCCCCUCGAAUCAGUGGUAAUAUGCUGGAUGGUGUUGGUUUAUCCAUGAUGAUGAGAAGUAGCUGAAAA
This is a messenger RNA of Drosophila novamexicana, 2695 nucleotides long. It is a transcript of the gene BicC, whose product is annotated as protein bicaudal C. The coding region runs from base 190 to 2646 and encodes 818 amino acids. The transcript is spliced from 8 exons. The record is from RefSeq and is a predicted model, not a curated record. Lineage: Eukaryota; Metazoa; Arthropoda; Insecta; Diptera; Drosophilidae. Gene Ontology annotation, cellular component: cytoplasm. Gene Ontology annotation, molecular function: protein binding; RNA binding.